AUUCAUCUAAAAUCAACAAACAAACAAACAACCAACAUCUUUUCUGAUUUAUUUGAACACAAAAAGUAGAAUAAUCAUUCUAUAUAUACUUGAAAAAAAUAAUGGCCGAUCCAUCAUGGUUGGAUAAGAAUAAUAUUACAUCUGUGCGAUUGAAAACAUCCACCGGAACAAUUGAAAUUGAACAGUUAGAAGCAUUUGGUGUGUUUGGACAAACAUUUCUAGUCGUAUUGUAUUCGCUUACAACAUUUUUUGCAUUAACGGGCAAUACAUUGGUUAUUCUUGUUGAAAUAUAUGGACGUCGUUCAGCAAGAAAUCUUCAAAAAUUUCUAAUCAAUCUUGCCAUCUCAGAUCUAUUGUUGGGUGUAUUGGUCACACCAUUUAUUUAUACGGAUAUUAUGUUGGGUCGUUGGGUAUUUCAUCCGCUUCUUUGUCCGGUCACACAGUUUGUUCAAUUGAUGUCUGUAUUCGUGACAACGUAUACGUUAACAUUCAUUGGCAUCGAAAGAUAUUUUGCCACAUUACAUCCAUUAUCAUCGGCAAAUACAUGGCUACGAUCACAUGGUAAUCUAGUACUACAAUUAGGUUGGAUAUUUGGAGCAACAUUAGCAUCAUUUAGUAUACAGAAUACUAGAGUAGUGGCCUUCAAAUAUGAUAGUAAAACAUAUUAUGAUUGCGCCAAUUGGGUGGACGUUGCCGAAAGAGAUAUGCAAAUAUAUGUAACAUUAUCAUUCGUAUUGACAUUUGUUUUGCCGAUAAUAUUCUUGACAAUAUCAUAUGGUGCUAUUGGACGACGUUUGAUGCGUACACAAAAAUAUUGGUGCUCAUAUCGACAGACGGUACCAUUUAGUCAACAUUCAGCAUCAAGAACACAUAGUAGUAGUUCUUCACACAAUAAUAAUGUUGAUGGCAAUAUUAAUAUCAAUAAUAAUAAUAAUAAUACAACGACAAAAACAAGUUUUAUUCGAAAUAAAUCCACCCGAAAAACUGUCAAGAUUAAAUUAUCCAAUUCAAACGGUCUAAGUGGUGGUGGUGGUGGUGGUGGCGGUGUUGGUUGCAGUCAUAUUGAUUCCAAUGAUUCAACACGUAUGAAUUCAUCAACACAAAAAUCAUCAAAAUGACUAAUGAUUCUAAUCAUACGACUAGUAGUAAUAAUAAUACAAGUAAAAGUAGUAACAAUAACAAAGUUAUUGUCCGAUUUGAUAAACGGAAUGCUGAAUUUCUAAACAAAAUGAGAGUAAGUGAUGCUUAUACGUUUUUUUUUCUCAUUUUAUUUUAUUAUUAUCCAUUAUUAUGAUUCC
Messenger RNA from Dermatophagoides farinae (American house dust mite), 1298 nucleotides. Lineage: Eukaryota; Metazoa; Arthropoda; Arachnida; Sarcoptiformes; Pyroglyphidae. The record is from RefSeq and is a predicted model, not a curated record.